Plenodomus lingam JN3 is the source of this 843-nucleotide messenger RNA. RefSeq lists its product as uncharacterized. Gene Ontology annotation, molecular function: oxidoreductase activity. NCBI's taxonomy places the organism in Eukaryota, Fungi, Ascomycota, Dothideomycetes, Pleosporales, Leptosphaeriaceae. The record is from RefSeq and is a predicted model, not a curated record.
AUGGGUCGUCUUGAAGGAAAGAACUGCAUCAUCACGGGUGGCGCUGGUGGGAUUGGUCUCGAGACUGCCAUUUUGUUUCGCCGUGAAGGUGCCAAUGUCCUACUCUCUGAUAUCUCAGGCCCGGCUCUGGAAAAGGCUCUAGCCAAGCUAAAGGAGAUUGUUCCAGAGGGGAAGAAGGCUGAAACAAAGAUAACCGAUGUUUCCAAAGAAGCAGACGUCCAAGCCAUGAUUGAGCAUGUUGAUUCUUGGGGUGGUGUUGACGUCCUCUUCAACAACGCGGGAAUAAUGCACGCAAACGAUGACGAUGCAGUCAACACUCCCGAGAAGAUUUGGGAUUUGACCCAAGCCAUCAACGUCAAGGGUGUUUGGUUCGGAUCCAAGCACGCAGUCAUCAGCUUCAGGAAACACAACAAGAAGAAGACGAGCGUCAUCAACACAGCCAGUGUUGUGGCACUGGUAGGCAGUGCUACGCCACAAUUGGCCUACACAGCUAGCAAGGGUGCCGUUCUGGCGAUGACGAGGGAGUUGGCUAUGGUUCAUGCACGUGAGGGCUUCAGGUUCAAUGCCCUUUGCCCAGCACCGUUGAACACACCUCUACUCCAGGACUGGCUCGGUGACGAUGCAGCAAAAAGACACCGUCGUGAAGUCCACUUCCCCACUGGUCGAUUUGGUGAGGCCAUCGAGCAAGCCCAGGGUGUAUUGUUCUUGGCCAGCGAUGAGAGCAGCUUCGUCAACGGUACCGACUUUGUCAUUGAUGGUGGUAUGACGAGGUGCUACACCACACCUGAAGGACCACCAACCGAGCCUCCUCAGAACAAUGCACCCUCGACCCGACACUAUUAG